AUGUCUUCCUCUCCGGGUAUCAAACCUCGGGAAAACGUGGACAUGUUGUACAUCUCCAUCGAGACAGCCAUCGCCCUGGCCUCAGUGCUGGGAAAUGUGCUGGUGGUGCUGGUCGUGUGCGUGAACCGGGCUCUCCGCAACACCACCUUCAGCUUCAUCGUGUCUCUGGCUGUGGCCGACAUCGCCGUGGGCGUCCUGGUCAUCCCUCUGGCCAUCAUCAUCAGCCUGGGGUUCAACACGCAGUUCUACACCUGCCUCUUCCUCUCCUGCCUGCUGCUCGUCAUCACCCAGAGCUCCAUCCUGUCCCUGCUCGCCAUCGCCAUCGACAGAUACCUGAGGGUCAAGAUUCCCACAAAGUAAGGAGCUUUUAUGAGACCAGUGGGGACAACUCUGCUUUAAUGUGUCUGUCAUUCGGUUUUCUCAGCCUUCAGAUUCACAGAAAUGGAGGUAAACAGGAAUUUUGCAUCAUCUUUGCUUUGGACAGAAACUCAGCAUCCUAAAGUCAUUUGCCGUCUGUUUACAGUAAAAGAGAUCAAAUAUUUAUAGCCUGCAGUGAAAGGAGGUGGGAGGGAAUCCAACCCCUGUCUGGUUGAAGUUCCCUGGUAAAAUCCAUUGCAGCUUUCUUGUUACUCUGCUCCUAACUGUUUCUUCUGUGUGGUACGUGCAGCUUAUUGAUCCAGAAUUUACUCGACACAAGCGGCUUAAAAUCGUGUGUUUCAUCUGUUUCAGUCUUGAUAGACUUGGAGACUUUAUAGAGUCUUUUAGACUUGAGUGUUUGGGGAAUUCACUAAACUUCCUAAAACUAAAUCAAAAACUUGUUUUAAUGAAAAAGCUCUUCCCUUUGAAUCAACAGUUAUCUGUAAUUUUGUGUUUUCAACAAAAGUGCAAAAUCUGAGGAGCCUGUCGGUUCAGGUCAGGCGCUGAUCUGAGUUGAUGUCCAAUGUAGCUCCAUAUAUCUUUGCAUUGGUUUAAUGCAAAUCAAUGGGCCAGACAUCAGGGGCUUUUAAGCAAAUUAAAAUGUGCCUGUCUGCUUAAAUGACUGACAUGAGCGCUGUUUGUUGAGGCGGUUUGGCAGUCGUUCUGUGAGCGAUUUGUUUAUCCACUGGAGCUGGAUGUAGAAGAAAAAACUUCUGUUUUGUCGAUAUGUUGGAGAUUGUUCAAAGAAAUGUCAAUAAUCCCAACAACUGAAAAUCCUUUCCUUGUCCCGUCUCAGGUACAGCACCAUCGUGACCCAGGGGAGGGCGUAUGUCGCUGUUUGUCUCUGCUGGAUCCUCUCGUUUCUGACUGGACUGGUUCCCAUGUUUGGAUGGAACAACCUCGACGCUCACAGAAACAUCAGCCGCUCCAGUAAAAUCGUCUGUGAAUUCACCACCGUCAUGAGGAUGGACUACAUGGUGUACUUUAACUUCUUCGGCUGGGUGGUGGUACCGCUGUCCGUAAUGAUCGCUCUGUACGCCGAGAUCUUCAGGGUGAUCCGGAAACAGCUGAACCGGCGUGCCGAGGCCACGUGUGACAGAGACAGGUACUAUCAGAAGGAGCUGAAGCUGGCCAAGUCUCUGGCCCUGGUGGUCUUCCUCUUCGUGGUGUGUUGGUUGCCGAUACACAUCAUGAACUGCAUCGAUUUCUUCUGCCCGGAGUGUCACGUCCCCAAGUUUGCCACUUAUGUUGGCAUUUUCAUGUCACAUGUGAACUCGGCGCUCAACCCGCUGGUGUACGCGUUCAGGAUAAAACGCUUUCGUGUCACGCUGAUCCAGAUCACUCGCAGAUGCAUGUUAUGUAAAUCCACAGAAGCGACUCCGACGUGUGCGAGCACGCCAGGCCAGACGGAGAAAGUGGACCUAUAAACUUGUUCAAUGGACCAUGUGGUUUACGCUCAGAUUAUUUGGCGAUGAAUCUCUCGGGAUUACGUCAAAUUUGGAGCAUCUACCAAACAAACAAUCACCACAUCAUUCAUGGAGCUCGUUCAUUUUGGACCCGUCCAUAUUGUUUGAAAAUGA
This is a messenger RNA of Xyrichtys novacula (pearly razorfish), 1997 nucleotides long. NCBI's taxonomy places the organism in Eukaryota, Metazoa, Chordata, Actinopteri, Labriformes, Labridae. The record is from the annotation of a GenBank genome assembly.